Molecule: messenger RNA, 1581 nt
Organism: Miscanthus lutarioriparius
Lineage: Eukaryota; Viridiplantae; Streptophyta; Magnoliopsida; Poales; Poaceae
Source: the annotation of a GenBank genome assembly
AUGGAGUCCGGCGGGUUCCUUUCCCGAACCGUUCCGUCCGUCGGCUCCGAACCUGCCGACAGCCGCGGCGGCUGGCGCGCAGCGCGCUUCCUCCUAGCUGUCGGGUUCUUGGAGCGAAUCGGAUUCUACGGCGUGCAGGCGAACCUGAUCAUGUACCUGAACGGCCCGCUGGGCAUGUCCACGGCGGCCGCUGCUGCCAGCGUGAACGCGUGGGCCGGGACGGUGCAGGUGCUGCCGCUUGUCGGCGCGCUCGCCGCGGACUCACGGCUGGGGCGGUACAGAGCGGUCCUAGCCGCUGGCGUGCUCUAUCUGCUGAGCUUGGGAAUGCUGACGGUCUCAUCCACGCUGCAAACACCGCAGCCUCACGCCGGGAGCUCCCCCUCCCCUUCCUCUGCCCGGCUCGUCUUGUUCUACAUCGCGCUCUACCUGCUGGCGCUGGCGCAGGGCUUCCACCGUCCGUGCGCGGAGGCGCUCGGCGCGGACCAGUUCGCUACGACGAGCGAGGCCGAGGGCGACCGGAGUGCGCUCGCCGCGUCCCGGAGCUCCUACUUCAACUGGUUCCAUUUCUCCAUAUCAUGGGGCUACGCCAUCGCCACCGCGGGCCUGAGCUACGUUGAGGACAACCUCGGCUGGGCCAUCGGGUUCGCCGCGUGCUGGGCCACGAUGGUGUUAUAUCUUGCAUUCUUCUUGCUUGGCACACGAACUUAUCGUGCCGAAAAACCCGUCAGCGGCAGAUCGUUCACUGAAAUCGCGUGGGACUGGGCGGCCAGGGUCCUCCGUCGCAAAGAUGCCACCGAGGAUACCACCGCCGAACGGCUUGUAGCUCCAGAACGUGAGGAUGAAAGUAAAGGGCUCGUCGCCAAGCUGCUCCCGAUAUGGGUGACGAGCCUAGUCUUCGCGGCCAUCUACUCGCAACUCUACACCCUGUUCACCAAGCAGAGCAGCACGCUGGACCGGCGCCUCGGCGGUGCCACGGGCCCCGUCGUGCCGCCCGCGGCGCUCCAGGUCUUCGUCAGCGUCACCAUGAUCGCCGUGCUCCCAGUCUACGACCGCGUGCUGGUGCCGCUCGUGAGGCGCUUCACGAGGCACCACGCGGGCAUCACGCCGCUCCAGCGCAUCGGCGCCGGCAUGGCCAUGUCCGGCGUCACCAUGGUCGUCGCGGCGGUGGUCGAGGGCAGGCGGCUCCGCGUGGCCAGGGACGCGGGCCUGGUGGACCGGCCGGACGUGGCACUGCCGAUGAGCCUGUGGUGGGUGGUGCCUCAGUACGUCAUGAUUGGUGUCUCGACCGUGCUCGCUGAGAUCGGGCUCGAGGAGUUCUUCUACGACCAAGUACCCGACGCGAUGCGAAGCGUCGGGCUCGCGCUGUCCCUCAGCGCCAUGGGCGCCGGGAGCUAUGCCAGCAGCGUGCUUGUUUCGGUGAUCGAUUGGGCAACGAGGAACUGGGGCGCCGAGAGCUGGUUCUCUGAUAACCUCAAUCGAGCACACCUCGACUACUUCUACUGGCUCCUGGCAGGGCUCGCCGCUUUCGAGGUGGCCGCGUUCUUGCAUUUUGCAAGCAGAUACGUCUACAGAAAAGUCUAG